Messenger RNA from Salvia splendens (bonfire salvia), 3182 nucleotides. RefSeq names its product AUGMIN subunit 8. Gene Ontology annotation, biological process: spindle assembly. The coding region runs from base 1263 to 3044 and encodes 593 amino acids. The transcript has 8 exons. NCBI's taxonomy places the organism in Eukaryota, Viridiplantae, Streptophyta, Magnoliopsida, Lamiales, Lamiaceae. Gene Ontology annotation, molecular function: microtubule binding. Gene Ontology annotation, cellular component: cytoplasm; nuclear microtubule. The record is from RefSeq and is a predicted model, not a curated record.
UUUUUUGGCGAUGAAAGUUGCGUUUAUCUGGUUUUAUUUUUUGGUGGUUUAAAUCUUCAAUCAAUUCUCUGAAUUAUACUCCCGAAGGGUUUUAAGGUAUAAAAUUCAGAAGACUUAAACAAUUUUGAUCAGUAUUCUGGAGCAGAAUUUUUUACUGAUUCAAGUGAUUUUUUUUAUCUAUCCCCCUUUUCAAUAGCCUUGUUUUAACGAAGAUGAAAUGCAAUCUAUUGUGUUGGUAAAUUUAGGAACAAAAUCUGACAAAGCGCAGAAUUUUUUAUUAGUUCAACAUAGAUAUUGAUGUAAAAUUAGGGAUGCAUACUAAAGGUCAAAACUGGAAUUAUUUCUUUAUUCAUUUAUGAGCAUAGCGAUGUUUUUUUAAAGGUGGAAUUAACUGUUUGGUUUUUGUUGAUUUGUGUAUUGCUUGUCGUCUUGAGUUCAUGGGGUAGGACAAUGAUCUCUACCUGCACAUGGUGUCCCAUUACUGUUACCAUCACCCUACAAUUUCUUUGUUUUUAGUUUUCUAAUUUUCCAUCUUUUUUACAGUGAUGUUUUUUGUCAUUACCUGAUCUAGUUUACUUCGAGAAACCUUGUUUGUUCCAAGAAAAAGUUGGGAGUUUUCCAUUUGAUUCGACAAUGAGACUGUAAUUUCUGUUUAUUUACUUAUUUUUUCCCUUGUAUUAAGUUCUUGGGUGACAGCGGUUGCGUGUGGGAGCAUUCAAUUACAAUUAAUCACUCUGUGGAUGUGUUUCUGUGGGAGGGCUGGUGAACAUAUAAUUUUCAUUGAAUUCCCUUUCAUGAAAGGGAGUUGGUGGGGGAAAGAAGGGGCAGGACAGAAUGGCUAAUGUGAGUGUACCUUAAUGUGUGUGUGAAUUGCAUAUGCAGCUCCAACCAUGACAUUCUCGUGAGAGCGACAAUGGCUGGGGGACCGGGACUGAGAUCAAGAAAGUGAGAUAAAAUAUCCAUGGGAUGCCAUUCUUGGCCUAGACAGCUUUACCAGUGGCCUAGUUGCUAUGUGAUCUGGGCUGGGGCAGAUGGUUGGAGUAAAUCCCAUUUGUAUUUCUUUGCUGGAUUUUGUGGAAUUGAAUGGUUUGAGAUCUGAUUGCCUGUAAAGAUAUUUUCAGAGUGGAAAGGAUCUCCUUUAAGAAGCAUUUGUUGAAUUGUCAAUAAAUUAAUUGGGUUCGGUGAUAGCGUGUCUCCUAGUGUGGUCAUGCUUGCAAUGAGAUGAUCACAAACAUUAAUGAGGUUUAGUUUGCUCCAUUUGGAUGGAUGUAUGUGAGUCAGAGAAAGCAGUGUGGAAGCAAUCUACAACAGUGACUUUGAGACGACCACUUGUUUCAGCUGACAACAAAAAUGCAGCCGCCACUCGAAGGUCCCGAACCAGAGAGGUUAGCUCGCGGUAUAUGUCGCCAACGCGAUCUGUCGUGGCUGCUCCAAAACGCUGCCCCUCACCAAAUGCCGGGAGGGCAUCCACUGCCUCAACCGUGCCCUUGCCAAAGAGAGCUGUAUCAGCUGACAGAAGACGCCCGACUACACUAACAUCACCACGUAGUCCUUCUCCAUCGACACCAGUGCAGGAUACAGCUGCCGCAACGCUAGUGAAACCAAGAAAGACAUUGGUUAAUAACUCAUUGCCAGAGUCUUUAUGGCCAUCUACAAUGAGAAGUCUCAAGGUUUCUUUGCAAUUCGAUGGUAAGAAAGAAAGCACGAUUUCUCGUAUGCCGUCUGAUCGAACUCUGAAGCCACCGUCAAAUGUAGCUCGCAAGAGCGAAACACCAUCUCCAAGGAAGCCCACACCAGAGAAGAAGAGAGGCCCUCUCAAAGGAAAGAACUCUACUGAUCUGUUGGAGAAUUCUAAACCUCUUGAUGGUUUACCAUCUUCUCUACUAGAUCAACAUCGAUGGCCAAGCAGAACGAGUGGGAGAGCAUCCUCUAUCGCUAGCAGAAGUGGUGCUACUGAAAAGGUAAACCAAACUUCUUUAUCUCAAUCUAGGAUGGCUACUACGCCUUCCUUCAGGAGAUUAUCUCUGGGUGGGACAAGUAGACCUGUAAGGAAAAGUGCGAGCGAUCUUAUUAUGCCUACGUCACAUGUUGAGAUCGAAAAGCUGAUGUUUUGUGGAAGUGCAUUUUAUGAUGAUUCGCAAAAGGUGCAGAGGCCUUUCUCUUCGAGUUCAUCAGAAAGAUCAUCAUCGAUGAGUGCAGUGGCUAGGACUCAGUCAUUGCCAAUCCCCAGAUCACGCCCCUCUUCACCCUCGGUGUCCAGAGUGGUCAGUCCAUCACGAGUCACAAUUGUUCACCCGCCUUCUAGAGGUUCUAGUCCUGCUAGGAUGAGGCCAUCGAGCCAAUCCAGACAACCUCAGGAUACUUCUGUACUUAGUUUUAUCGCAGAUAUUAAGAAAGGCAAGAAAGCUGCUAUUGACAUUCAAGAUGUCCAUCAGCUAAGGCUGUUGUAUAAUAGACAUUUGCAAUGGCGAUACACAAAUGCUCGAGUUGAUGCUGCAAUGCAUUCUCAUAAAGCGAAAGCAGAGAAAAUAUUAUACAACACAUGGAGGACAAUCUUAGAUCUGUUGGAUUCAGUCAGAAAAAAAAGAUCUAACCUCCAGCAGCUGAAGCUUAAGUUGAAGCUUUAUUCAGUUUGGGUCAAUCAAGCGAGUUGUCUUGUUGAGUGGGCUUCAAUUGAGAGGGACCAUACUAACUCAAUGACCUGGGCCAUCCACGAUUUGCAGGCUAGUACUCUUCGGAUUCCAGUUGCUGAAGGAACGAGGGUAGAUAUUAGAUCUGUCAAAGGAGCUGUAUGCUCUGCUGAUAAUGUGAUGAAGGCUAUGGCAUCCUCUUUACGCCCCAUUCUCCAUCAGGUAGAGAGUAUGAACUCCUUGGUAGCGGAACUUGCUGAUGUUGCAGCACGUGAAAGAGCUGUGCUUAAUGAGUGCGAAUCAAUUUUUUGUUCCAUAGCUGCUUUGCAGGUAGAAGAAGGCAGCCUGAGAACUCAUCUUUUGCAAAUGAAGCAAUCUUGGAGAGGUGACCAACUUUCCCUAUUUGGGUACUAAGAUGAUUUCAAGUACGAUGAUGCAUGCUAACACACCGCGGUUUUUGUAUAUGAAAUACUGUACAACAUCAUCUCUUUCCUUUGUGAAUGUAUAUCAAUGUUUCUACCUAAUAAUAUUACUUUAAUUAUUUUUAGUUUA